GAUCAUGUCGCCGCCGCUCUUCAGCCUGCCCGAGGCGCGGCUCCGCUUCACGACAUCAACCAGAGACGCUCUGAUAAACAAAAGCAUCAAGCCAUUGUUGAAUGCAUUUAACCAGGUUCCUGGAAGUGAAAAUGAAAAGAAGUGUACCUUGGAUCAAGCUUUUAGAGUUGUUGUAGAAGAAGAAAUAAUAAACAAAGCUCCAUGUGAGAAUCUCCUGGCAAUUAUUUCUCUUGCUAUUAAUGGAGUCACAGAAGGUAUCUGCACUGCAUCAACUCCUUUUGUGCUUUUGGGGGAUGUUCUGGAUUGCCUCCCUUUAGAUCAGUGUGACAAAAUUUUCACUUUUGUGGAGAAAAAUGUUGCUACGUGGAAAUCGAACACAUUUUACUCUGCAGGGAAAAAUUACUUGCUGCGCAUGUGCAAUGACCUCCUAAGAAGAUUAUCCAAGUCACAAAACACAGUCUUUUGUGGAAGAAUUCAGCUGUUCUUGGCUAGGUUAUUUCCACUUUCAGAAAAGUCAGGGCUUAACCUACAGAGUCAGUUUAACCUGGAAAACGUCACUGUUUUCAAUACCAAUGAAAACGAGAGCACUCUGGGACAGAAGCACACCGAGGAGAGGGAAGAAGGAAUGGAUGUGGAAGAAGGUGAAAUGGGAGAUGAUGAAGCACCAACAAGUUGUUCCAUUCCAAUAGAUUAUAACCUGUAUAGAAAAUUCUGGUCACUUCAAGAUUAUUUUAGAAAUCCUGUGCAGUGCUAUGAGAAGGUGUCAUGGAAAACCUUUCUUAAGUACUCAGAAGAAGUUUUGGCUGUUUUCAAAAGUUACAAAUUGGAUGACACUCAGGCUUCCCGAAAAAAGUUGGAAGAACUGAAAACAGGAGGAGAACACGUAUAUUUUGCAAAGUUCCUAACUAGUGAAAAGCUAAUGGAUUUACAACUGAGUGACAGUAACUUCCGUCGUCACAUCUUGUUGCAGUACCUAAUACUAUUUCAGUAUCUAAAGGGACAAGUGAAAUUUAAAAGUUCAAACUACGUUCUAACAGAUGAGCAGUCUCUUUGGAUUGAAGAUACUACAAAAGCAGUCUACCAGCUUCUUUCAGAAAAUCCUCCAGAUGGAGAAAGAUUCUCUAAAAUGGUAGAGCAUAUAUUAAAUACUGAAGAAAACUGGAACUCAUGGAAAAAUGAGGGCUGCCCAAGCUUUGUGAAAGAAAGAUCUCAUCCAGAGUUUCAGCUUGGACCUCCUGAUUCAAAGCCAAUGAGGCCUGUGAGGAAGAGGCCAGCUCCAGAGGACUUCUUAGGAAAAGGAUCAAACAAAAAAAUCCUUAUGGGGAAUGAGGAACUGACCCGCCUUUGGAAUUUAUGUCCUGAUAACAUGGAAGCCUGUAAAUCUGAGAGUAGGGAAUAUAUGCCAACACUGGAGGAAUUUUUUGAGGAAGCUAUUGAACAAGCAGACCCUGAAAACAUGGUUGAAAAUAAGUAUAAGGCUGUGAACAAUUCUAACUAUGGCUGGAGAGCACUGAGACUUCUGGCACGCAGAAGUCCCCACUUCUUUCAGCCAACAAACCAGCAAUUCAAGAGUUUACCUGAAUAUCUGGAAAACAUGGUAAUCAAAUUAGCCAAGGAGCUGCCUCCUCCUUCUGAAGAAAUAAAAACAGGCGAAGAUGAAGAUGAGGAAGAUAAUGAUGCUUUAUUAAAGGAAAACAAUGAAAGUCCAGAGGUGCAACGGGACAAAGCCAUGACAGGCGAGCAGAUCGAGUCCUUUGCAAACAGGCUGGGGGAGCAGUGGAAGGUCUUGGCUCCCUACUUGGAGAUGAAGGAAUCCGAUAUCCGGCAGAUUGAGCUGGACAGUGAGGAUGUGAAGAUGAGAGCCAAGCAGCUGCUGGUGGCCUGGCAGGAUCAGGAGGGUGCUCAUGCCACCCCGGAGAACCUGAUCACGGCACUGACCAAAGCUGGCCUCGGGGACCUGGCUGAAAGCUUCACCAACGACACUGAAAGCAGCAGCUAACUCGCCUCGGAUGCCAACUGACUCACUUGGGGCUGGGGGUGUUGGUAAUUGUGACUCUUCUGGUGCUUGCCAUUGAUAAUUGUUACUUUUGUCGCUAGGUAACAGAUUUUUGAUAGGUAUUUUAUGUUCAGUAAAUGAUACAAAGCUUUUUAGUAAUAUUGUUGGAUUGUCCAGAUUGUCUGAGAGAAGGAUUAGUCUCCCUGGCCUGAAACUAGGAAGCUUCAUCUUUGAUGGUAGUACUUAAAGGGGAGGAUGGAGAGUCCUGGCAGCUUUUGGGGCAGGCUGUAGGCUAGGCACCAGCAGAACUCGGGUGGCUCCCACCAGACAGAGCUCAUUCCUCACAGUGGGAAGGACUGUGUGUGAAGGAUUUUGAAUCAUCCUUUGGGAUGAUGGGAGCUAGGACUGCCAAAAUCUACCUGGUAGAGGUAAAAUAAGGGGGUUGUGGUGGCUCUCCAUGGCACAGCACUGACUUCCAGGGAAGAAGUGCUGUCCUGCACUCCCAGUGAAGCACUGCUUCAGUCAAUGAUCAUGGAAUUUCCAUGCUGGUUUUUAUUAGCGAUUAUUAUUAGCUUCUAAUUUUUUGGCUAUGUAGGAAUGCCCCCAAGUCCUGGUAAACAAAGAAUUUUGUCACAGGUUACUGUAAAAGUUUCAUUUUAAGGCCAUGGUUGUCUGUAGAGGGGUACAAGCUGUUUUUCCUCAAAAUGUGAGAGAAUUUUAAGGUGUUAAGUGGCAGCUGGCUACAACUUGUUCUGGGGCUAGUUUGUAUAGUGUUUUUGUCAUUCAGCAAGAUCUCUCUAAUGGGGCAGUGCUUGGAAAAUAGCUUCCCCUGAACUCUUCUCUGUAUAUCUUCAGCUGUGCACUCACAGCUGUGAAUUCCCAGCAAGAUUAGCUAUCACCUCAAAGGAGAGUUCCUGCCUGCAGAGCCAUUGAUAAGUUUUGUGCCUUCUGCCCCACUUCAGCCUUAAAUGUGAUUAGGAAUUUGAGUAGAGUGCUUCAGUGAAGGUUGGUAGGGGCAGAGAUACAGGAAAAUUAUUGAAAAUAACAGCCCAGGUCUUGGCUCCUGCUGCAGGUAGCAGGUGGUAGAAGGCAGGAACUUCAGCAGUUUCAACUGAUUAAGGGACUUGAGCAUAUUGUGAGUGGAGGUGUACAGGUGUGACUGACAACUUCAGUGCUGGGAAAGCUGAGGAUGACAGUGGGAGGAUGUAAUUUCACAAAGCAGCAACCAGCCACAGGCAGCAUCCCUCCUUCCCCGUAACAGGAUGCAGAACAAGAACUUAACUCUGGAGGAGUCUGUACUGUUCCACUGGGGGCUGUGGGAACAGAGCCAGUACUGUCAGGGGAGCUGCCUUAAUGGGCAGAACUUGUCUUUAAGCAUCAUGCCACUUAAAAUAGAGCCCGAGAGCUUUUGGUGUGCUCCCAGGUAAAGGCGUGAAGGGAAGGUGGCACUGGGGGAACAAUUUCAAGGCAGAAGAGCGAGGUAUGACUGCCACAGCUGAUGCCAGCGUCCCCAGGGAAGGGUAAAAGGACCUUUUCCAAUCAGGUGAGGCACAGGCAAACUCACCCCCCUGCCAACAGAAGUGGAAGUAUUUCAUAUGAAUGUGGACCAGCUCUUCCAGAAGGCACUGGGACACAUCAACACUGGGAACCUGCAUCUGGAGAGGUGAGGGGGUAGAUGACCUUGACAGUGCAUUUUAGGCUGCAGC
Molecule: messenger RNA, 3702 nt
Organism: Cinclus cinclus
Lineage: Eukaryota; Metazoa; Chordata; Aves; Passeriformes; Cinclidae
Gene: THOC1
Product: THO complex subunit 1
Exons: 22
Coding region: 5-1999 (664 amino acids)
Biological process (GO): regulation of DNA-templated transcription elongation; mRNA export from nucleus; signal transduction
Cellular component (GO): THO complex part of transcription export complex
Molecular function (GO): protein binding
Source: RefSeq, a predicted model, not a curated record